AUGGGAUUCAGAGAAUUGGAUGAUCAAGUGGGGGCAUCUUCACGUGGAUUUGUUUAUUUUGUGUACAACAUCCGUGAUACGGAUGGUGUUAUUGACAAUACUAGGUCGUAUAACCCCACAGCCGUUCGUAAAUUGUCAUUUGAAGGAUUAACAGUAAGUAUCUUAUCUCAUGAGGUGUCUGACCUAUGUCUUGGAAAGCCUGCAUUAAACUCUCUGUCUGUUUCUGCAACCGUCGGUAACGCGUUGUCUGCUCUUAAGAGAUUUGAUGAUUUGUUUUUAAGCGUUUGGAGCUGUAAUCAACACCAACAUUGUAACUCUCCAAGAUCAAUCAAUUCUGACUUUGCAGAAUGUAAAUGCGUUGGCAAGGUUUGCUUGGUGGAUGUGAUUUGCUUCUUGUCUAAAGAAGAGAACUUGAAGAAUCCAGGGAAAGCGUUGCAGGAGCCGGUUUCUGUGCUUCUAAGUUCUAAGGUUCCUGGACUUGUUAGGCACCUGGAACCUCACGCCAGCUUAUUGGAAGCCAUAGAUCUCAUCCUUGGAGGUGCACAGAACCUUGUGAUUCCACUUCACAACCCCUUCACAAGAAAGAAGCUGGUACACAAAUCCUCCGCCGACUCCACCCUCCACAACAACCGCGAAUACUGCUGGCUCACUCAGGAAGACAUAGUCCGUUACCUUCUCAACUCAAUUGGCACCUUCUCUCCAACUCCAACCCACUCUAUUGGGUCCCUCAACAUCAUCGAGACCGAUUCCUUCUUCACCAUCCACUACGAUGACCCUGCCUCCUCUGCACUGCCCUUGAUCUCUCAAUCCCUCGUUAAGCAAACAUCUGUAGCCAUUCUUGAUACAGACGGCAAGCUGAUUGACGAAAUCUCUCCAUUCACAUUGAACUUCUGUGACGAGACAGUGGCUGCUGCAAUUGCCACGCUCUCAGCUGGGGAGUUGUUGGCUUACAUAGAAUGCAGCGACCAGCCAGAGGACCUGAUAAAGUUGGUGAAGGAAAGACUGGAAGAGAGGAAUCUAGGACCUGCUUUGGACUUGAUAGAAGAGGAAUCAGGAAUUUCAUCACCUUCAUCUUCAUCAGAUGAAGAGUUCGGAAUGGGAAGGAGCGGGAAGAUUGCUGGGAAUUCAGCAAGAGUGGGGAGGAGUACGGAGAUAAUCGUGUGCUAUCCAUGGAGCUCAUUGGUGGCAGUGAUGAUUCAAGCCCUUUCACAUCGUAUAAGCUACACAUGGGUUAUUGAAGAGGACAGCGCUUUGGUUGGUGUUGUUACCUUCUCAGGAAUGAUUCAAGUUUUGCGGGAACGUCUCAAGUCAUUGGCGUGA
Dovyalis caffra is the source of this 1320-nucleotide messenger RNA. NCBI's taxonomy places the organism in Eukaryota, Viridiplantae, Streptophyta, Magnoliopsida, Malpighiales, Salicaceae. The record is from the annotation of a GenBank genome assembly.